This is a messenger RNA of Solea senegalensis (Senegalese sole), 5812 nucleotides long. RefSeq names its product anoctamin 2b (gene ano2b). The transcript has 27 exons. The record is from RefSeq and is a predicted model, not a curated record. Gene Ontology annotation, cellular component: plasma membrane. NCBI's taxonomy places the organism in Eukaryota, Metazoa, Chordata, Actinopteri, Pleuronectiformes, Soleidae. Gene Ontology annotation, molecular function: chloride channel activity; protein dimerization activity. The coding region runs from base 179 to 3463 and encodes 1094 amino acids. Gene Ontology annotation, biological process: chloride transmembrane transport.
CGUAUUAUUGCAGCAGGGCUGAGCUUCCACUGAGCUGGGGAUUGCACGAGUGAGUCAGAGUGUUGCCGCUCCUCGUCUCACCUGCUGCUGAAAACAAAGCAGCAUGAUUGCCUGACUGACUGAGUGAGUGACGAGGGACCCAGAGCAAACAGGGCCUGUCACAGAGAGUUGAGCAGAAAUGGCUCUGCGCAGAUCACCCUCCUCUACCUGUGCCACAGAUUCAUGGUCCAACAGUGCCCUUCAAGUGACCAGGGCACUCAGUGAGUCAUCCUCCAUUCAAAGCGACGUCCUGUACCACCUGGCCCGGGACGUGUCUGCGACGGGAAUGGACCUCAUGUCUUACAGCAUCCUUGAAAAUGAAGCAUGGAAAGAAGAAUCAUGGGCUCCGGAGUCACAGAUCCUGUUACAGAUCUCCCAGAGUGAGGACAAGAUCCCGGUUGUGGAUUCACCUACAAGCCCUCAGUAUCACAGAGAAGGCCUUUACUUUGCUGACGGCCGACGGAAAGUUGACUACGUCCUGGUCUUCCAUCAUCGCCGCCACAGUUCCAUACGUCAUCCCAACAGCACCUCAGUGUCACAUGACAGAUUAUCUAUUGUUUCCAAUGGCAACUUUCCCCAGUCAGUGGGCUCCGAAGCAGGUGCAGGAAUAGGAGCGGGUGUGCCGGGGGGAGAGGCAGCAAGUUUUGGCGAGGUGUUCAUGGAACUUGGAUUUGCUGGAGGGAACGAGACAGUGGAGCCGGCUGACCAUGAGAUGUGUCUGAUCAGACAAGAGUUUGAGGCCAGCCUGCUGGAGGCCGGCCUGGAGAUCGAGAGAGACAAAGAGUUCAAGGCCCAUGGCCCCAGCUUCACUCGGCUCCAUGCUCCCUGGCCAGUUCUCUGUCGAGAGGCUGAGUUCCUCAAGAUCAAAGUACCCACCAAAACGAGUUACGAGCUUAAAGAAGAAAGUGGUUUUGGGUCCAGGAUGAGCACGGUGUGGAGGAAACUGAAUCAACCUUUCCAGCCCAAAGUACCACAGCAAGACCAUGGACGCACCAAAUUUCUCUCACACUGCUUCUCCAGGGACAAACUCCACCUGUACAACAUCACAUCUAAAGACACGUUCUUUGACAAUGCUACACGGGGCAGAAUAGUGUAUGAGAUCCUGAGACGAACAGUGUGUGUGCGGACCUGUCAAACCAUAGGCAUCAGUACAUUGAUUGCUAAAGGCGUGUAUGACGCUGCAUUUCCACUUCACGAUGGCGACUUCAGGAUCAUGGGACACGAUGAAGAGAGGAAUGACAGACAGGUUCUGCAUGAAGAGUGGGCCAGAUACUCAGCCUUCUACAAGUACCAGCCCAUCGAUCUUGUCAGGAAGUAUUUCGGGGAGAAAAUCGGCCUUUACUUCGCUUGGCUCGGUGUUUACACUCAGCUGCUCGUACCAGCCUCCAUAGUGGGGAUCAUUGUGUUUGGCUAUGGGGUGGCAACACUGGAUACUAACAUACCCAGUUUGGAGAUGUGUGACGAGCGUCUCAAUUUCACCAUGUGUCCCUUGUGUGACGGAGCCUGUGACUUCUGGCAGCUCAGCACUGCCUGCGGCACGGCCAGGGCUUCACACCUCUUCGACAAUCCCGCCACCGUCUUCUUCGCCAUCUUCAUGUCUCUGUGGGCGGUGCUGUUCUUGGAACACUGGAAGCGUCGUCAGAUCAGUUUGAGCUUCAGCUGGGAUCUGACAGGCAUCGAGGAAGAUGAGGAACAUCCAAGGCCCAGAUAUGAGACAAUCCUUCUCAAGAAGAGACAGAGGAAGCAGAAAAAAAAGAAACAGAAGAAGAAGAGUGAGCCAGUGAAGCAGGAGGACGGGACAGUGACAGGGAAGGACAGAUGGAGACAAAAACUACUGUCUGCCAUGGCUGAAGGGAUACCGACUGCCACAGACAAACUGACCUGGAAGGACCGUCUUCCUGGAUACUGCAUCAACGUUUCCUCAAUCCUCUUUAUGUUUGGCCUGACAUUUUCAGCAGUUUUCGGUGUCAUCGUUUACCGCAUCACGGUGUCCGCUCUGAUGGCGAUGAGCCCCGACCCGGAGACCAAGUCCAACGUUCGAGUGACGGUUACAGCCACUGCUGUCAUCAUUAACUUAGUGGUCAUUCUGAUCCUUGAUGAAAUCUACGGCGCGGUGGCAGUGUGGCUGACUGAGCUAGAAAUCCCCAAAACAGAUACCACCUUUGAGGAGCGUCUCAUCUUGAAAGCCUUCUUACUAAAGUUUAUGAACGCAUAUGCACCCAUCUUUUAUGUGGCUUUCUUCAAGGGACGGUUCGCAGGUCGACCUGGGAAUUACGUGUAUGUCUUUAACAACUAUCGGAUGGAAGAGUGUGCACCAGGAGGCUGCCUCAUCGAGCUGUGCAUUCAGCUCAGCAUCAUCAUGCUGGGAAAACAGCUCAUCCAGAACAACAUCUUUGAAAUUGGCAUCCCGAAGCUGAAGAAGUUGGUGCGUGCGAUGAAGGCUAAAGGAUCAGCGGAGGCAGAGAGGGAGGAGGAGAGGCCUCCACAGCAGUGGAACCUGGACUAUGCCCUGGCUGCCUUUGAAGGCCUGACACCUGAAUACAUGGAGAUGAUCAUCCAGUUUGGUUUUGUCUCUCUGUUCGUGGCGUCAUUCCCGCUCGCUCCGCUCUUUGCCCUGCUCAACAACGUCAUCGAGAUCAGACUAGAUGCUAAGAAGUUUGUAACAGAGCUGCGCAGGCCAGUGGCCAUACGAGCUAAAGACAUCGGGAUAUGGUACAACAUACUGAGUGGAAUGGGAAAGUUCUCAGUCAUUAUAAAUGCCUUUGUCAUCUCCUUCACAUCAGACUUCAUCCCUCGGCUCGUCUACCAGUACAUGUAUAGUCAGACCGGCACCAUGCAUGGCUUCAUUGACCACACGCUCUCCUACUUCAAUGUGUCCAGUUUCAAGUCCGGCACGUCACCACAGAACUCAGGAGACAUCACCGUCUGCCGGUACAAAGACUACAGGGAACCCCCUUGGUCUCCGGACGCGUACCACUUCUCCAAACAGUACUGGUGUGUGUUGGCUGCAAGACUGGCUUUCGUCAUAUUGUUCCAAAAUCUUGUGAUGUUCCUCAGCCUCGUGGUUGCCUGGGUCAUUCCCGAUGUCCCCAAAACCAUCAUGGAGCAGCUCAAACGGGAGAAGAAGCUCCUCGUUGACCUAUUUUUAAGGGAAGAGAAGGAAAAAUUCCAGCUCAUUCGGCGGCUCUUCACCAAGGACCCUAGCCUGCAGCCAGGCAGCCAUGCGGUCCACACAGGGCAGGACUUUCCCAAUCUAGGUCGCUACAGUACUUUACCCACAGGCCCCACGCAGGCCUCGUCUGGAGAGGCAGGAGGUGGUGGUCCGAGGGCAAGGUGUAGGGCGGCAAGUUUCAGCCAGUUCACCAGGAAGAUUCCUCCGUCGCCUAAGAAUGAACAUGAGAAUUUAAGACACACAGCGGUGUGACUUAAUAGGCUGGGGGUACAUCACCUGAGUCUCAGGACUGUGUCCAAAUACGUCUUUGGCUGUGUCCCUUUCAAUGUCCUCGCGUGUGUGUGACACAGCAGCGCUGUGACGGAACACAUCACAGCCUAGUCUUGAACAUUUGGUUAACUUUUGCUUAUCAGUCUCAGUUUAGUUGAAUGUGCUACGUCCACGUUGGUUGAAUGGGUGUGCACGUUGUUGCUAUUCCCACCUACAGCUGUUCACGUAAAAGUGUUGACAUUUUUACGUUUUUGUAAAAAAUACUUAAGUGAGGAAUACUAGCUUCAUAGCGUAGACAAGCAAUAAUUGCUAAACUAUUUAGGCUGAUUGAGUGAGUAUUACAAGAACCUUGGAUGAGACUGAAGACAGAUCUAUGACCGAAUGGACACUUAGUCAACAUACAUGUGACUAUACAGUAUGUAUUACUUCUCUUCAUGUUAUAUUGUAAUAUUGUGAACCUAAUUUGUAGCAUCUCCAACAUUUACAAUGCAUCGUACUGAAAUCACACAAGCCUUGUAGAAGAGCUGAUUAUUUCUCUCUUUUUCUUUUACACCAUUUAUUGGACCCAUUUAUUGGACCAGAGCUCCCCAAACAGCUGCUACUCAUUGUCUUGCCCUGUACACUGAUGGAUGGAUGCAUAUGCCAACAGGGCACACUCUUGUACGCCAAUAUUAGAUUUCAGACAUAGUUUCUAGAUUGCGAUGAAUUGAAAAGCGUUUUUCCUGUUAGCCACGUGGACUUUAACAACUGUCUAUAGAGUUUUCUAAUGACUAGGAAAAUCAUUUGUCAAGUGAAAAAAGUACUUCAGAAGUGUUGUCUUCAGACAAUACUGCGACUUCUAUGCUGGUAAGUGAUAAAUCUGGGUUCCGACUACCCAAACAGAAGAGCUCGCGUAAAAGAAGUUAGUGGCGUCAUCCUAUUUUUACAGCAGUGUUAGAGGUUUGUGGAGAAACAGUGACUAAACAUAUUUAAACAUCCGUCAUUUCAGCACUGAUGCAUUUGAUUUUCUGUGAAGACGACGUCAGCUAGUUAGCGGGUUCAACUAUUGCUGUACACUGUAGAUGGUAGCAUAUUAAUAUAUGUAUAUUAAUAUUCAUACUAAUGAACAUAACUUUUGCUUGUUAAAUUCAAACUCAAAUUGUAAUUUUACAUUUUUGUUGUGUCAUGAAAGAUAAUGCUGCCUUCAAGUAUAACUUGUGAGCUUGUGGUUAUGACAUAAGAGUUCAUAUAUGAAGCUAUUGUCAUGAGAACACUGCUGCUAGGCAAUCUGUAAUGCUCACAGAAGAUUACAUUACUAUACUAGUCAUUAAAUAGGAGGCAUAGCUCAGACGUUGUUCCCCAAUUUUCUAGUGAAGCCAACAAAGCAUUGAUUAAAGACUUGAUUAAUUAUGUGUGUCCCUUUACAACAUUACGAAAUAUGGAAGGGCCCAUUGUGAUGUCAAGUUUGUAUAUUGAAGCCCGCAAGAAAAACAGUGUUAACUUUUGCUAUUGUUUCCCAUUUGAUGUUUCACUUUGGCUCCUUUUUAUUUGAACACCUACUGAGUCAGUGGCAGUGACACAUCACACACACACUGCAGGGGGUUUAAAGGCCCUGUGUGUAAGAAUUAGACUGAAAUGAACUGAGGACUCAGCUCACCCCUCCUUUACAAAGUAUGUGGAAUUAUGGUGACCUUUACAUACAAGAGAGGAUGUUCUUUGUUUGCGCGAUAAGCUUCAGAGAAAAGAUGGUGGCCUCCAUAAAGCAAGGCCCUUGCCUAAAGUACUUAUGAAAAGAAGAAGAUUAUACAUUUACACAGACACACUUAUGGGUGUUAUAUUCAAUUUUCUGCCAACAAACCCCUCACUUACGCGCACAAAUUUCUAGUUGUGUCAAGUUCCCGCCCUCUUGAUAACACUAAUAUAAAGUGUGCUAACCCAAAUCCAAAAUGAAUUUUGUUUAUAAAAUGCUUUGCGGUUUGUUUAAUUGAGAUAUUCAGAAUUAUUGAAAUGACUGGGCACUAUCUUGACCCAGGCCUUGUUACGUUUCAUUCAUUCAUUCAUUCAUUACUGUUUCAGGGGCCUUGUCACUCAGUUUGGACUCACUGGCCCUCUUUACACCUGGCAUUAAAAUGAGUUUUCUGUGAUUGCAUAAUGGAAUUGGAUAGUCCCCGUGUACAGUACAGGUGUAAAUACACCCGAGGACGGAUUGUUAUCUGAUCUACCAAACCACUUCCGGAGGUGGUCAGAGACGCAUUGUAACCACAUUGAACAGCAGUGUGAAUGCGAUGCAUCUCCAAUGAAAGCAUUGUUUUUUUUGCCUGUUGAAGACGACUGUCGAUCAGAUCUUGAUGU